Messenger RNA from Dipodomys spectabilis (banner-tailed kangaroo rat), 3831 nucleotides. It is a transcript of the gene Aebp1, whose product is annotated as AE binding protein 1. Gene Ontology annotation, biological process: negative regulation of transcription by RNA polymerase II; proteolysis. Gene Ontology annotation, molecular function: zinc ion binding; DNA-binding transcription repressor activity, RNA polymerase II-specific; metallocarboxypeptidase activity. Lineage: Eukaryota; Metazoa; Chordata; Mammalia; Rodentia; Heteromyidae. The coding region runs from base 217 to 3591 and encodes 1124 amino acids. The record is from RefSeq and is a predicted model, not a curated record. The transcript has 21 exons.
GCGGGGCCGCAGGGCCCGACUGCAGCCAACGCCCUGAGGUCCUUGGACCCACUUUCUCUCCCGAGACCCCCUGCCCGGCCCUUUCCACCCCGCAUCCUUCCGCGGCACGCCCUCCCGGAGCCCCCAACUCCUCCACCCUUCCGAUUCCCUCCCCGCUCCCGCCAGGGCCUCCAGCGCCCCACCCCCGACACCCCUGUCCCGCACCCGUGCCGGGCCAUGGCGGCCGUGCGCCCUGCGCCCCUGCUCGGCAGCCUCCUGGCUCUACUGGCCCUGUGCCCCGGGGGGGACCCGCAGACGGUGCUGACCGACGACGAGAUCGAGGAGUUCCUCGAAGGCUUCCUUUCGGAGUUGGAGCCUGAGCCUGAGCCCCGGGAAGACGACGUGGAGGCUCUGCCGCCCCUGGAGCCCCCCCAGCGCGCCCGCAAAGCUCAGGAGCGGGGCAGGCCGAGGGCGGCCGCAGAAGGGUCUCCAGAAAAGGCUAAAGACAAAGGGAAGAAAGGGAAGAAGGACAAAGGCCCCAAGACAACCAAACAGCCCUUGGAAGCUCCCAGGCUACCCAAGAAGGGAAAAGAGAAGUCACCCAAGGCCACCAAGAAACCCAAGGAGAAGCCACCCAAAGCCACCAAGAAACCUAAGGAGAAGCUACCCAAGGCCACCAAGAAACCCAAAGAGAAGCCACCCAAAGCCACCAAGAAGCCUCUGUUAGGGAAGAAACUCUCCCAUACUCCAGCCCCCCUAGAAACCCUAGAGUGGCCACUGCCCACGCCACCCAGUCCUGGCCCUGAAGAGUCACCCCAGGAAGGAGGGGAGGCCUCCUCAAACACCUGGCAGGGUCAAGGAGAGGAAACCCAAAUGGGAGCCCGGGAACUUCAGCCUGAGCCAGAGGAGGAGACGGAGGUGCCCACACUGGACUACAAUGACCAGAUAGAGAGGGAGGACUAUGAAGACUUUGAGUAUAUCCGGCGCCAGAAGCGGCCCAGGCCACCACCUAGCAGGAGGAGGUUCUGGCCUGAGCGCCCUGAGGAGAAGGCUGAGGAGCUCCAGGGAAAGGACAACCAGCCACCUUUGAAGCCUCUGCUGCCCCCAGAUUAUGGGGAUGGCUACGUGAUCCCCAACUAUGAUGACAUGGACUAUUACUUCCCGCAUCCCCCACCACGGAAACCUGACCCUGGACAGGAGACAGAUGAAGAGAAGGAAGAGCUGAAGAAACCCAAAAAGGAGGGCAGUAGCCCCAAGGAGGAGACAGAGGACAAAUGGACUGAGGUGAAGGGCAAGGACCACAAAGGAUCCCAGAAGGGUGAUGAUCUGGAGGAGGAGUGGACCCCAGUGGAGAAAAUCAAGUGCCCACCCAUUGGAAUGGAGUCACACCGCAUUGAGGACAACCAAAUCCGAGCCUCCUCCAUGCUGCGUCAUGGCCUCGGAGCACAGCGUGGCCGGCUCAAUAUUCAGGCUGGUGCCAAUGAAGAUGACUACUAUGAUGGGGCCUGGUGUGCCGAGGAUGACUCACAGACCCAGUGGAUUGAGGUGGACACCAGAAGGACAACCCGGUUCACCGGCAUCAUCACCCAGGGCCGGGACUCCAGCAUCCAUGAUGACUUCGUGACCAGCUUCUUUGUGGGCUUCAGCAACGACAGCCAGACGUGGGUGAUGUACUCCAAUGGCUAUGAAGAAAUGACCUUCCAUGGGAAUGUGGAUAAGGACACACCUGUGCUGAGUGAGCUCCCAGAACCAGUGGUGGCCCGCUUUAUUCGCAUUUACCCACUCACCUGGAAUGGCAGCCUGUGCCUGCGGCUAGAGGUGCUGGGCUGCCCAGUGACCCCUGUCCACAGCUACUAUGCACAGAAUGAAGUCGUGGCCACUGAUGACCUGGACUUCCGGCAUCACAGCUACAAGGACAUGCGCCAGCUGAUGAAGGUGGUGAACGAGGAGUGUCCCACCAUUACCCGCACAUACAGCCUUGGCAAGAGCUCACGAGGCCUUAAAAUCUAUGCCAUGGAGAUCUCGGACAACCCCGGGGAGCAUGAGCCGGGGGAGCCCGAGUUCCGCUACACAGCUGGGAUCCACGGCAAUGAGGUGCUGGGUCGAGAGCUACUGCUACUGCUCAUGCAAUACCUGUGCCGCGAGUACCGUGACGGAAACCCUCGUGUACGCAGCCUGGUGCAGGACACGCGCAUCCACCUGGUGCCCUCACUGAAUCCUGAUGGCUAUGAAGUGGCAGCUCAGAUGGGCUCUGAGUUUGGGAACUGGGCCCUGGGACUGUGGACUGAGGAAGGCUUUGACAUCUUUGAGGACUUUCCGGAUCUCAACUCUGUGCUCUGGGGAGCUGAGGAAAGGAAAUGGGUCCCCUACCGGGUCCCCAACAAUAACCUGCCCAUCCCCGAACGCUACCUGUCCCCAGAUGCCACGGUAUCCACAGAGGUGCGGGCCAUCAUUGCCUGGAUGGAGAAAAACCCCUUUGUGCUGGGAGCAAAUCUGAAUGGUGGUGAGCGGCUUGUGUCCUACCCCUAUGAUAUGGCCCGCACCCCCAGCCAGGAGCAGCUCCUGGCUGCAGCCAUGGCAGCUGCCCGUGGAGAGGAUGAUGAAGAGGCAUCUGAGGCCCAGGAGACCCCAGACCAUGCAAUCUUCCGCUGGCUGGCCAUCUCCUUUGCCUCUGCCCAUCUCACCAUGACUGAACCCUACCGAGGAGGGUGCCAGGCCCAAGACUACACCAGUGGCAUGGGCAUUGUCAAUGGAGCAAAGUGGAAUCCCCGGUCUGGAACUAUCAAUGACUUCAGUUAUCUGCACACCAACUGCCUGGAAUUGUCUAUCUACCUGGGCUGUGACAAGUUCCCACAUGAGAGCGAGCUACCGAGAGAAUGGGAGAACAACAAGGAGGCCCUACUCACCUUCAUGGAACAGGUGCACCGUGGUAUCAAGGGCGUGGUGACAGAUGAGCAAGGGAUCCCUAUUGCCAAUGCCACCAUCUCUGUGAACGGCAUCAACCAUGGUGUGAAGACAGCAAGUGGUGGUGAUUACUGGCGCAUCUUGAACCCGGGUGAGUACCGCGUUACAGCCCACGCAGAGGGCUAUACCUCAAGCGCCAAGACAUGCAACGUGGACUAUGAUAUCGGGGCCACCCAGUGCAACUUCAUCUUGGCUCGCUCCAACUGGAAGCGCAUCCGGGAGAUUAUGGCCAUGAAUGGAAACCGGCCCAUUCCGCGCAUUGACCCUUCACGCCCCAUGACCCCCCAGCAACGGCGCAUGCAGCAGCGCCGCUUGCAAUACCGGCUGCGGCUACGGGAACAGCAGCGGCAGCGGCGUCUCAAUGCCACUGUGGGCCCUGCCCCCAGCCUCUCCCCCGAUCUCACCACCCUCCCCUUGCCUGCCCCCAACUCUGGCACCACCGGGGGCACCUGGGACCCUCCACCCACAUCUACUAUGAGCUGGGAGGAGUCAGAGACUGAGACCUACACAGAGGUGGUGACAGAGUUUGGGACAGAGUUUGGGACCCUGCUAGAGCCUGAAGAAGAGGAAGAGGAAGAGAUGGCCACUGGCCUCACAUAUCCUUUCUCGACAGUGGAGACCUACACAGUGAACUUUGGGGACUUCUGAGACCAGGGUCCCGCUUAUACCCUGGCCCAGUUCAAGUUACAGCAGCACUUCUAAGCCUACACCUGCAGACAGCAGCCACCAGUAACUGGAAGGUCCCUGAGAGGGACCCCCAGGGACACUAAGGCCAUCAGACCCAAGAGCCAGAGUCUGUACAGAGGCUCCUAUUCUGCCUGUCAGCCUUUGGGGAGAAGCAGGCAAGGAAGCCAAGGCCACACCAAUAAAACUAGCUCAUGGCACUGA